AUGAGACCUCUGCCAGGAGCUGGCAAUGCCCCCCAUCAGUCCGGUCAGACAGCAUCCAGCGGCGUGAUCAAGGCCUCCUUCUUCCGUCCAGACACCAAGCAGCAGCUGGUGGUGUUGGAACGAGCAACCUCAGAGAUCAAGCAGUCCCUCCUGCAGCCAACCACCAUGGAUGAGCUGGGCAGUCCGGCCGACACGGCCCGCCUGCUCCUGCCCCGGAACACCCUCCUGAGCCGCGCCUGGUCCCAGACGUAUGAGCAGCCAGCCCCCGCCACCCCCGGCCUACCCUUGAUAGGGGCCCUGCUCAAGAGGGAGCCGCUGGUCAUUCACCGGCACGAGGCACGGCUCACCGACGGCACCCGGCUGUCUUCUGCGUCGGGCAUCAUGUCGGGGCUAGUCAUCAGUCUGAUCGCCAGCGGCAGCGAUGGGAAUGGGGAGUCAUGGGACACCUCCCUGGAUGAAGCCGUGGACUCCUUCAGACUCCUGCCUAGGCGAUGA
Molecule: messenger RNA, 495 nt
Organism: Auxenochlorella protothecoides
Lineage: Eukaryota; Viridiplantae; Chlorophyta; Trebouxiophyceae; Chlorellales; Chlorellaceae
Exons: 2
Coding region: 1-495 (164 amino acids)
Source: RefSeq, a predicted model, not a curated record